This is a messenger RNA of Eremothecium gossypii ATCC 10895, 1410 nucleotides long. RefSeq names its product dolichyl-diphosphooligosaccharide--protein glycotransferase subunit OST1 (gene OST1). Lineage: Eukaryota; Fungi; Ascomycota; Saccharomycetes; Saccharomycetales; Saccharomycetaceae. The transcript has a single exon. Gene Ontology annotation, cellular component: oligosaccharyltransferase complex; membrane. The record is from RefSeq and is marked provisional. The coding region runs from base 1 to 1410 and encodes 469 amino acids.
AUGAUGAUAUUAAGUUAUCCAAUUGCUUUAGUGCUAUCUGUUUUAUGUCGCUUCGCCGUUGGUGAGGUUGACGCAAGCUUUACGCCGAGGCCAGUUUGGGAGAACAUAGAUUAUGCCCGGAAGGUUAAUUUAGUGAAGUCUUAUCCUCACGAGGCGGUACAUUUGACGAUAAAGAAUACUGGAUCCCAGCCGGAGAGCAUUUACUAUUUUGGAAUUCGCGACGAUGUAUAUGAGAAGCUGUCCAUGUUUGCAGCUUUCUUCAAGGACAUGAAAGUAUAUGUGGACAAUGUGCCGCUACCUAAAAGCUCAGAAAUUGAUGGCCAACCUGUGAGGUACAUUAUGAUUAAACUACCUGCUCCAGUAGAGCCCGGCGAAAAGGUGCAGCUAGAGGUUGAUUACGCGCACAACGCAGGUCGGGUGCCCUUGCAAGAACGUAUCACGCUUGGAUCAGGCCAUUAUAUGCGCUUAACUACGAACAAGCUGCCUUUCACAUCUUAUCCGACCGCGAAAUACUCUUUGGAGUUCAUAGGUGCGAGAGAGUUAAGAGAGCUUGGUGCAACAAGUUCAACGCCGGCUGGUGACGAGGAAAAGCAGUCCUUAAAAUUAUCACCAUCUCUUAACACUGCCGAUACCGCUUCAGCAAACGUUACUGUAACAUAUCGGAGAGACUUGCCAUUCCCCCGCGUCGUGAACUUGCGUAGGGAUAUCUGGGUAUCGCAUUGGGCUGGUACGCUUCAAUUUGAAGAAUACUAUGAGCUAACUAAUGAUGCUGCAAAAUUGAAAGGAGGUUUCUCGAGAGCAGAGUUUAUUAAAGGACGGCAUGCUUUAAAAACUGGUCCUUAUUUAGUGGGGUUUGAGAUGUAUCUACCUACGGGUGCCACAGAGCAUUACUAUACUGAUUUGGUUGGAAUGGUGUCCACUCAUAAAGUGGUGGAUGACCGGUUUUUCUUAAAACCUCGGUUUCCAAUCUUUGGUGGCUGGUUCUACAACUUUACUGUCGGUUGGACUAAUGAAUUGUCGCAAUUCUUACACAGCGAUGCUUCAAAUGAGGAGCAUGUGCUCCGUGUACCUAUUCUAAAUGGGCCACCAGAUAGUUUUUAUGACAAUGUUGAAUUAUCCGUAUACCUCCCAGAAGGCGCCCAAGUCUUGGAUGUGCAGUUACCACUGGCUUUACAAGAGAAGGGUGUCACCACUGAGUAUUCCUACUUCGACCUAACAAGUGGCCAUGUAAAGAUGACAGUCAAGUGCAAGAACAUAAUUGACACAGUACAGAAGGGAACUAUGUUCGUGAAGUAUAGGUAUUCCAAGCAAUUGAUGUACUGGAAACCUGUUCCUAUUGCAUUGUACGUCUUUGUAUUCCUGGUAUCUUACUUCCUAUUAAAACGGGUGGAUUUUAGUAUCGGUAAGUAA